Messenger RNA from Mizuhopecten yessoensis (Yesso scallop), 3689 nucleotides. Its product is annotated as protein prickle-like. Gene Ontology annotation, molecular function: zinc ion binding. The coding region runs from base 328 to 2691 and encodes 787 amino acids. NCBI's taxonomy places the organism in Eukaryota, Metazoa, Mollusca, Bivalvia, Pectinida, Pectinidae. The transcript is spliced from 6 exons. The record is from RefSeq and is a predicted model, not a curated record.
CUGUGAUUGGAAUUUGAAUCGGUGAAUUAGCGUUUUCACCUGUGGGUACGGGUGUGGGUCGGUGAAGCGAUCACAAAAUGGUGCAACUACGUACAGUACGAUCCUGACGAUUCACAGUGGAUUGAAACGGAAAGGGUUCGAUAAUUUGUCGCGUUUUUGCAACUUGUAAACGCGCAUAAAAGGGUCCGCGUGUGUAUUGUAUCAGCAGUAAGCCGUGUAUAACACGUGUGUAUCUAUGUAGGUUUGUAUCGACGUAUACAGUGUUUUAUCCUUGGAAUAUUUAUUAAUUUCGUUGUGUUUACGUUUUGAGUGAGUUCAUUGUGUGUGAUGGCAACUUCGGGAGGGGAUCUUUCCCCAAACGACAGCCCUUUAUUCGCCCGGGAGGGCCACGAUCCGCACUUCCCUCCUAACAUGAGCCCUCCCUUAACACAACAGAUAAAUGCUGGCCACCCUUGUUCCAACUGUAAAGAACACUGCCCCGGAUUUGAACUGCAUUUUUGGAGAAAAAUAUGUAAACAUUGUAAAUGUCCGCCGGAGACUCACGACAUGAGCAGUACCGGGGACCAAGAGAGAAGUCUCCAACGUCUCAUUCAUGACACGAAGCGCAACUCAACGUCCGAUGACGACAGCGGAUGUCCGCUUGAAGAAUACACCUGGGUACCACCUGGACUAAAACCCGAACAGGUCCAUCAGUACUUCACUGCUUUGCCAGAGGACAAGGUUCCGUACCUGAACAGUGUCGGGGAGAAGUAUCGGGUUCGUCAGCUGCUGCAGCAGUUACCUCCCCAUGACAAUGAAGUACGCUACUGUAAUACGCUGUCUGAGGAAGAGAAGAGAGAGCUACGUAUGUUCAGCACCCAGAGGAAAAGAGAGGCCCUGGGGCGGGGCAGUGUGCGGCCCCUACCCCUCACCAUGCAGGGGAGCAUAUGUACCAAGUGCCAAGAGGUAGUGCCAGGAGGCUCUAUAGCAGUUUUUGCGUCGCGGGCCGGACAUGAUCAGUGCUGGCACCCAGCAUGUUUUCUAUGUACUACCUGCGAGGAGUUGCUCGUCGAUCUCAUCUAUUUCUUCAAGGAUGAGGCAUUGUACUGUGGGCGACACCACGCUGAACUCAUCAAGCCACGAUGUGCUGCUUGUGACGAGAUCAUUUUCGCGGACGAGUGUACUGAGGCAGAGGGUCGUAGCUGGCACAUGAAACACUUCUGCUGUUUCGAGUGUGACCGACAGCUGGGCGGCCAGCGUUACAUCAUGAAGGAGGGGCGGCCUUACUGCUGCAUGUGUUUCGAGAGGAUGUUUGCCGAAUAUUGUGACACAUGUGGAGAGCACAUCGGUGUCGACCAAGGACAGAUGACCCAUGAAGGUCAACACUGGCACGCUACGGAAGUGUGUUUUAAAUGUCACACAUGUCAGAAAUCGUUGAUUGGACAGCCAUUUUUACCUAAACAUGGAGUAAUAUACUGUUCUGCUGCAUGUAGUCGGGCAGGGUCAAUGCAGACACAGACCCCACGCCGUCCAGAGGAUUAUGCGGCAGACAUUGAUGGCAUGAGACUAGGCUCCCCUGUCAGUCACGCCCUGCAGGAGAACAGUGUUAUGGGGAUACAGGAAGCUCUUCGCCAACAGUAUUCUCUAUCGGAUAAUAGUCAGCCUUCGUCAGAUCGUGAUCAAGGAUACGCCACCAGUAGCAAUAGUGAGGUUUACGCACCAGGAAUGUACGAACCACCUCAGUCCCAGCUGUCUCAUGUUCGAGAGUCACAGUGUAGUUACGAACUCAAUCUGGAUGGUCUGAGAGAAACAUUGCCCCCAGUGUAUGAAGGUGUACGGAGAAAGAAACGUUUAUCGCAAUUUUCCAUGCCUGAUCUCUCAAAGGAGCCAAGCUCUCCUCUGUUGAACGAGCGACAUAGCAACAGUAGUUCACGUAAUCGAAGUCGGUCUGGUUCUCAGUCAAACCUCAAUCUUGGUGGCUUCCACAACUAUGAGGAAAUUGGGCCAGCAUUGUUUCAGUCUGAUUAUCUGCCCAAUCAAGCACCACCUCAUUUAUUUGGAAACAGACCUGACAGGUCACUGAGUUCAUCCCACGCUGGUAAUGUACAGAGUUACCCCGAGUUACGUAACAUACGCUGUGUGAACCAAUCUCCUCAAAACGAAGGUAGGAAUCCCCCUCAACUACCCGACGGUGAGAAAAUGAACCCGAUACGACGUCCUCCUACAGGUCGUCCCCCUCAGCCGUCACAGGCAUCACGGUACCCGCGUAGUCGGAGCUUCGAGGGUCGGCCUUCAGACAGGCAUCAUUAUCGGGACUAUCAUAGGGAUCAUAGAGAACACAGAGGCCAUCACCAUGAAAACAGAGGUCACCAUCAUCAUGGACACAGAGGACAUGCAAAUGACUUUCAAAGUCAUCUGAACGAACUUAGAGGUAAUCCGAGUGAGUUACCAUCCACGAGUCAGGAGCCUGUGAAUCAAACAGGUUCUCGCCGUGUGGAGUUUCUGGACGAUUAUGAGGAUGACCAGUGUAGCACAUGCUCCAGUUCUACAGAUUCAGAUGAUUUUUAUUACUACUAUGAUAAUCCACGUAGCUUCACCAACAAAAUCUCCUAUGUGGACGAUAUGGGUGUCGGCCUAGGGCAGAGUAACGCCAUGAGAUCGCGGACAUCUGGCCGGCACCGCAGUAAAAACAAGCAGUGUGUCAUCUCCUGAACCAAGGAAGAGUGAUUGUCAACAUCACUCGGAGGUUAUUUGUGUAGAUGGAAGGACAUCUGGAGGAUUUUUGUGUGAUCUUGUUCAAGGGAGAUAAUCGGUUUUACUCAACACUUUAAAAAAACAUGUUACAUGACUCGAAUGUUAUACACUGCUAACCAAACUGUCAAAAUAUACCAGUAUAAAACUAAAUGUGUUCAUAACCUUCGUAUACACUUAAGUUAUGUUGAAAUAUAUAAUUAAUCUGAUGUAUGUUUUACACUAUAUUCAGAUGCAUUCUGUGUGUUCCAUUAUAUUGGGGUUUAGAAACCUAGAUAUGUGACGGUUUCAGAAUAUCAUAACUGCUGUUGGAUAUGUGAGUAAGAAGUGACUCACUUAUUACUAGAUGAGCUGUCUUUCAGUUUAUAAACACUGGUGUUUUCAUUUACUUAAAUAAUCAAAAUUGUAAUCAUUAAAUUUAUUAAGGCUUUAUUUGAAGCAUAUAGAAGUAAAAGAAUAAAAUCAUAUAAUUUUGUUUCAGCUCAUUAACAAAUGAAAUUUUUUGACCUAUUGGUGCUAAACUUAAAAUGGUCGCUUUAUGUAAAAAAAUAAUUUAGUAAUGCUUUGAUUACUGUUUCCAGUCGAUGCUAUUUCGUUGUUGAAUCAAAUUGGAAAAUUUCAAAAAAUGUCAAUAUUGUUGAUUUUCUUCAUUAAUAUACCUAGAUAUGCAAAUCAAUUUUACAACAUCAGGAACUGCCGAAAUAAAACACACAUGUAUUUCAAGUUUUACCUAAAUGUAAGGAUUCCUGUAUAUUCAAUAACAUCAUUUUGUGUAAACUCUCAUCCAUGUUGGUUGUCAUGACAACCACUUAUAUCAUAGAUAUUCUAUGUGAACGUAACUAUUAUACUGUUAUAAAAUAUAUACAGGUGUCUCAGCUAAAAUAUAAGCACUGAGGUAAUUUUUUUCAAAAUUCAAAUAUCGAUUUAGUUUGCAAAUUGUUUUAUCAAAGUUGUUUUUA